Rotaria sp. Silwood1 is the source of this 2291-nucleotide messenger RNA. NCBI's taxonomy places the organism in Eukaryota, Metazoa, Rotifera, Eurotatoria, Philodinida, Philodinidae. The record is from the annotation of a GenBank genome assembly.
AAACAUAAAUCAUUUCAUUAUGUCUAAUACAAUAUAAAUAAAUUUUGGCAAUGUCUAUCAUAUGAAAUAGGUCUAUGAAAAUUGAUUCCAGAAUAUUGUAAUAAAAGAAAUAAGCUUUGUUGUUAAACAGAAGUUCGAAUACUCAUAUAUGCAAUUUCUAAAUCAUUAGUCUUUUUGUUUGUGUUUUAACUUAAGCAACAGAUUUUAAUCUAAUUUUUUUAUUUUGAAUCCAUUUUACCGACAAUAACCAAAAAUGGAUUAACAAUCUAAUAAUCGAUUAUAAUCGGAUUUUCUUCGGUUUUUUUACAUGGUACUAAACUGAAAAAAUAAAUGCCCAUUUUAUUACAAAAUAUUCAAUCAAUACUUAUUUUCUCAUAUGACAGUAGUUGAACAAAAAUAAAGAAAGAAAGAAAAUGUCGUCUUCAAAUUCAUUUACUCACUCACAUGUAGUCAAUUGAGAUAAUAGAAAAAUGCAUUUUUAUUUUCAUUGGCGACAUCAGUCAAUUAGAUGCAAGAAAUGUACGCAUAUAAAUAAUCACAUUUCGGAGUUACAACACACAUAAAUAGAAGUGAAAAAAAAAUGGAACACUCAAUGAUUCAAUUGGAUGAUUUACCUAAUGAGAUUCUUAUGAUGAUUUUUAACAACAUGUGUCAAGCUGAUAUCCUCUAUUCUUUAAUAGGUGUUAAUCAACGACUUAACACAAUUGUAUAUGAUCCAAUUUUUACUAAUCAUUUGACUUUACUGGAACAUUCCUCGGAUAACUCCAUACAUUCAUUAACUGAUUCAAUGCUUGAUCAAUUUUGUUUACAAAUUUUACCUAAAAUUAAGCAUAAAAUCCAAUGACUUGAUCUUGAACCAUUAUCUAUGGAAUGUAUCCUUCUUGCUACAAAUUAUCCUAGUUUAUAUAGACUUACUUUAUAUAAUAUUAACUUGCGUACAUGUGACCAUUACUUGUUUGGUAAGAUAUAUUAUUUCAAUGUUUGUAAUUAAGAACAAAUGAGAAGCAUAUAGAGACAAAGUUUAUCAUCGUAGGUUCAUUAAGCGUAACAUGAGAAAUUCAUAUCUUCAGUUUUAUGGAUGUUUUUGUUAAAACUAAAUCAGUAUUUUAUUUCCAUUGCUAAUGAACUACUCAACAGGCUUUCCAUGCUGAUUUCGAAUGAGAAUGAAUUUAUCUGCUUUAGGAUUAAUUUAUUUCUCAUGAUUUUCGUAUUUAUGUUUAGACAAAAAUCCAUUAACUGAUCUAUUUCAAAAUCAAAUUUUAUCACUUACUUUCAAUAUGACAGUAAAUAAAAAGCCAGAUUUUGGAGAUCUAAUUAAUACAAUUAUAUUUCAACAUAUUAUUCAAAUUUUCAUCAACCUACAAUAUUUGAAUUUCUGUCCAUCUUCAAUUUGGUAUUCAAAGUUGUCGUUUGAUAGUUUAGUUCGAGAUUUAGAUUCUUCAAAUCUCUUAGAACUGCAUGUCACUGUAAACAAUUGCGAUGAUUGUCUCUAUUUACUUGAUGGACGUUUCAAUGAACUUCGUAAAUUUCAUGUUAAUAUUUCUGACAUUCACUCUACGCAGCUAACAAUCAAUAAUACGGAAAAUUUACCUAAUUUAAAAUGCUAUUCGUUAUAUUUUAACGUAGAGAUAAGUGCUUAUGAUGAAUUAACUGUUCCACUUCUACAUCGAAUGAUAAAUUUAGAAGAACUUGGUUUAUAUGUUAAAAUUUGUGAAAGGAACAAAUUUGUUGAUGGUCAUGAUUUAAAAAAAAACAUUAUCAAUAAAUUGGUACGAUUAAAAAAAAUUCAAUUUUAUUUUCGUUCAACUAUUGGUCUUCUUAAUCAAAUUAAUUUACCAUCGAAUGAAGAUAUUCAAUACACAUUCAAAGAUUUUCCUGAUAAUCAUAUUACUUCUUAUGUCGAUUACUUUUCAGAUACUCAACAAAGUCGAUGUCAUAUUUAUUCGCACCCUUACACACUCUGUGAAUAUUAUAAAAUAACAAAUAAUUUUCCAGAAGAUGACAAUCAAAUUUUACCAAUUAUUGAAUAUCCUCAUCUUACUACACUUGAUCAUACUGAAGCUCAUUUAGAUUAUAUCGAAUUAUUUCUACUUGAUACUAAAACACGUUUAUCAAAUAAUGUUUAUCUUGUUGUCAUUUACCAAGCACUAAGAAGAGUCACAGAAAAAUUUACAAGAAAUGCAACACGAAUCAACGGCAAAAAAUUACGUCGUUUAAGUUUACUUGGUAAAUAUCGAAUUCCUAAAUAUGUAAAAGAAUAUUUUCCUCAUACAGAAAUAUUAAAUUAUUAA